UCCUCCUUGUCCUGUGGCUGGAUAGCUCAGCUCGGGCUGAGGAGCUGGCAUGUCCUCCACGGUCGCCUCUCUGCUCUGCCUUGGGCUGUGCCUGGGCCAGAAGAUCCCAUCUGCCGAGGGAUUUUUCUCUAAACCAUCUUUACUGGUCCGACCGGGCAUCUUGGUAGCUGCAGGGGAGACAGUGACCUUCACGUGCCAGAUUUUCCUAGCCAGUGGCAUUUCAAAAUUGACCUUCUUCCUAUUGAAAGCUGGGGUACCUGACCCCUUACAGUUCCAGAGCACAGAGGAGAAGGUGGCCAACUUUACUCUCCCAUCUGUGAAGGCUGAGGAUGCUGGGAACUACAGCUGCAUUUACUUAGUGGAGGGCAGGAGGAGAGCAUCAGAUCCUAGUGAGGUCCUAAAACUGGAGGUGACAGAUGAAAAGGACACAGAUCCUCAAAGAGAAGAUGAAAAGAACACACAUCCUCAAAAAAAAGACCUCAGAGCUGCCAUGGCUGUUACUGUCACCUGUUUUUUCAUCUUCAGCCUCCUCUGUGCCCUUUUUUGCCGCUGUCCUAUCCCACACAAAAGUUCACAUGGAGACACUCCCAGGAGCCCUUCCGACAAUACAGGUGUCUCUCAGUCUGUCUCCCUCCCUACAGAGAAGAUAAUAUAUGAAGAUAUAUCCAAGGGGAGACAGAUAGAGACACAGGCCUCAGAAUCUGAAGAUCCCCAUGGAGUGACAUACUCUCAACUGAACACAGCUGCCCUCAGUGAGGGACAGAGAGUCCCGACUUCCACAGCCCCAGAGCCUUGCAUUUAUUCCACUGUGGCUUUGCAUUGAGGGGGGACUAGAGAAGCCCAUCACCCCAAAAAGGGACUGGAGCUUUGGAGGAAGAAAAGAUCAAAGAGGGAUGAGGGAAAGAAGUGAACUGGGAAUUCAAACAUCUGAAUUUGAGUAAAAGCUCUGGAAAUGGAUUCUCAAGCCCAAAUCCCUCCCUCUUUGACCCCACUGCCCUCAGGGGGAACAUCUGACACACAGGCCACAUGCAUCCCUCAGGUCCCAUGGCACCUGGCCUGUGGCACCUUCUGUUUAUACCAAUUCUGACUAGGUUUUCUGCUGACUAGAUCAGAACUUCUUAAAACUUUUUCUAUACGUGACCUUGUUUUGCCAAGAAAUUUUUAACAUGACCCAGGUUUAUAGGUAUAUGAAAUAGGUCUACAAACCAAGAAUUCACUGAUAAGAAAUUGUCAUUUUGUGACCCCCAUAUUCAGUUAUUCAGACCCCCAUAUAUGGGGCUGCAAACCACAGUUUAAAAAUCUGGGGACCAGAUGACCUUUGCGGUCCCUCCUAAUUCUGCUUCAAUUUUGAGUUGUGAAAUACAUCAGGUUGGCAGCUAAAGCAUCUGUAACACAAGUGAUUAUUCAGUGAAUGAGCAUCCUUUUUUUAUCCUUGUGAUGCUGUCAUUGAAUAAUGAAUAAAUGUUCUGGGGGCCAGUGGGAGAAACACGUUUUGAUGCACUCCAGUCUAGGAAGCAGCUGAUGAGGGAGAAGGUCCAAAGGGGAUCAGUCCGUUCCAUAGGUUCCUUCUAUGGGCCACACAAAAGGAGUUUCCUCAGGAACAGCCUCAUGUCUCAGCAAUCAAUCAUCUUUGAUACUCCCAAAUCUAGUAGGGUCUAAACAGCGACUUCCUGUUAUUGUAGCUAGGGGCUAUGCUCCUCCCUCCCAACCAUAUUAAAAAACAGGAACAGUGGUUUCCUGCCCUUGUGGUCCAAUUUGUAGAACUGGCUGUUGCUCUAUUUUCCAGUGAGCUGGGCCAGCUCUUCUUGUCUUCCUUCCCCUUGCCCUUUCUGUCAUUUCAUUUUUACUAUUGCAUCUCCCAUUGUUAGCUAGCUAAAGAGAACUUUAUUGUUGUUCUGUCAUGUCUGAGUCUUGGUGAGUCUUGUUGGCAAAGAUUUUGGAGUGUUCCUUCUCUAGCUCAUUUUA
Molecule: messenger RNA, 1965 nt
Organism: Sarcophilus harrisii (Tasmanian devil)
Lineage: Eukaryota; Metazoa; Chordata; Mammalia; Dasyuromorphia; Dasyuridae
Product: V-set and transmembrane domain-containing protein 1-like
Exons: 10
Coding region: 50-823 (257 amino acids)
Cellular component (GO): plasma membrane
Source: RefSeq, a predicted model, not a curated record